Scylla paramamosain (green mud crab) is the source of this 18642-nucleotide messenger RNA. RefSeq lists its product as uncharacterized. The record is from RefSeq and is a predicted model, not a curated record. Gene Ontology annotation, biological process: mRNA stabilization; male meiosis I; meiotic cell cycle. Gene Ontology annotation, cellular component: nucleus; cytoplasm. The transcript is spliced from 8 exons. Lineage: Eukaryota; Metazoa; Arthropoda; Malacostraca; Decapoda; Portunidae. Bases 196 to 3063 code for a protein of 955 amino acids.
GCAGAGUGAUGUGUGUUGUGAGUGGUGCACGUGAUAGAGCUUGGCACGUGUCUGCCAUCACCUCCUUGGCCCACUACUACAGUGUCACUCAGUUCAGGGUGCGGUGAGACGCUCCACCUGUCACCUGUGCUGUCGUGCUGCCAUCAGAGUGAGUGAUCACAGGAUGCCGGUAGGAGAGGCACACAUCCACUCACCAUGCUGAUGGACCAGGAGCCAGUGAGCAUAUUUUCCCCAUGGGCUUCAUACGACCUUGGCACCUCUCUACUCAACAAACAAAGUUGUCGUGGAAGGACAGGAAGUUUAGAGAAGGGCAGUGGAGCUGGUGGCGGAGGCGAUGGCGGUGGCGGUGGUGGAGGCAGUCUGGGUGGGAGUCGGCUGGUGGAUGCACUCAUUUCCAGUGUGCUGGACGAGACAGACCAGCUCGGCCUGGCACACCUUCAGGACAAACCAGAGAAUGGUAGCAUUGGCAGCUCACGGCUCCUGGGGAGGGAGACAGGAGGUGAUGGGGUGCUGUGGGGGGUUGGUGGCAGCAGCAGCAAUGGUGGCUUGGGACGCGGGAACCACUCAGAUGAUUUCUUCUCGGCCCCAGUCCAUCCCCAGACCCAGACAGACUUCAUGAACUAUUUGUUUGACUCAGCACUGCAGGAGGAAGAGACCAGCUUGCAAGGAAACUACGGAGAAUUUUUCCGUGAGCGAGAAUUGAGUGGCAGUUCCCGGGAUUCUGGGUAUGGCUCAUUCCUUGGGGUGGGAGGUUCGGGGUCCCCACCUGGCAUGUCCUGUGGCAGCCAAGCUUCCCUAUGUGACCUGCGCAAGGGGCCGCCUGAUGCACUCCCCCUCCAAGCCAAUGGCCGCAUCAGCCAUGACUUUGACCAACUCACCAGUGAGUUAAACGCUCAUAAGAACUUCCUGGACAACCUACAUCGUCUCAACCAGUUGAAUGGGGGCAGCUCCCCAGGGCUCCCUCUCCUCACACCUCUGGGGGACCUAGACCCCCUCCUGGCUGGGUCUGAUCUAGGAGACACCUCCACCCUGGGGUUAAGUCAGCUUCUCCCACCCACAAGGGACCUUCCCCAUGAUCUCCUGCCUCCUUCUUCAACACCCACUUCCAGUGGUCCAUUCUCCAUGUCCUCCCUGGGGGUCAAGUCAACCCUGGGCAUUGACAUGAUGCGUGGUCAGCCUCCCACGGUCUCAGGGUCAGGGCCGCCAGUCCAGUCCACACACCAGACCAAUGGUCUUGGUGACAAGGGACAACAGAUUGCCAAUCUCCUCAGUGGGAUGAACAUCAACGAUGCCUCCUCCCAGGCCGGCGUGGGUCCCCUUAGCAGUCACCACCUGGGGGCCCUUGCCGCCCUAUGUGCGCCCAAUCUCUCUGCCUCAGCAGCUAACCAAGUAAACUCGGGUAACCUCAAUGGCCACGCCCUUUCCAGCAGACCUCAGUCAUCACCAAAGUACCUAAAUUCUCAGCCAUGUAUCUCUACCAACGGGGAAAUCUCUCCCAGCAUGAUGAGGAAGCCGCGCCCUGAUGAUGAGCGCAGUGUGCCCCUAUGUCUGGGCUCCCAGCCUGGCAGUCAGGGCUCCCCACCUGGGUCCAGGAUGCCAGACCAACUUGUGGGACCCUCCAAGGAUGGCCCAGGGCACUGUGGGCCUGUGGGGCCAAAGGGGCCAUUCCUGGUGCCUCCACCAACAUUCCCCCCAGCUGAUGGUGUGCCCCCCUGGGAACUUAUUCCCCCUGUGACAGAGGUCUUUCCUCCACAUGGACCUCCCCCUCCUCUUCUUCCCCCAAACACAGAUCUCCUCCCUCCAUUUGCUGACCUUCCUCCUCACCCCCUCCUCUCCAUACCACCACCACUGCUGGGGUUCAGACCAUUCAGGCGCUCGGGUGGAAGUAGUGAACUUCACUCGCGGCUGGAGGAAUGCUACGACCAGUUUCGCCAACUGGAGAGAGAACGAAAGAAAACAGAGGCCGAGCUGGCCCGCUGUUUCCCUGGGAAGAGAGUGUCCUCAGCUAACACGGUGCCACUUCCCCGCCUACCUCCUUCGCCCUCACGCGUUGACCGCCUCAUCAUCGAUCACCUGAGGGAGCAUGCCAGGGUGGUGACCCUGAUUGGCAAGAUGGAGCGGCUGCGUGGGUCAUCCCUGCAGUCGGGCAUCCACCGUUCAGUGGCCCAGUGGCAUGAGGCCGUCACCAGUGUGCAGGAGAAGAGGCGGGACGAGGUGGUGAAUGCCAUCACACAACGCCACAACCCUCUGCCCAACGGUCACAGCACCAGCGAGCAAGACCUCAUGGCUCUGGCAGCUGCAAUGGGGACCCUCGCCAAUGCUAGCCGUGGUGCCCGCACUGCCAUGUUCUGCGCUCUGACCCUCACCACACACUACAGUAUGGAGCCCAGCCUCGCCUCAGCUUCCGCCCUGCCUCCCAACCUCCUGCCCGAGUCAUGUUCCUCUGCUGCCUCUCUUUCUCCUGAAGCAACCCCAGAGCCUUCACAGCUGUCCCCAGCUGCCUCCUCUUCUUCAUCAGCCUCAUCCUCAUCCUUGUCUUGCACUGCUGCUGCAUCCUCAUCUAUUUCUUCAUCUUCAGUGUCAUCUUCCUCUCCAUCCUCCUCCUCUUCCCCCUCCUCCUCUUCAUCCCCAGCAUCUUCUGUGCCUCCAACACUGACUCUGUCCUCUACCACAGAAGCUUCACAUGUUGCUUCUUGUCCUUCCACCACUUCUACAUCCUCUCCUCCUCCUGCAUCUCCUUCUCCUUCCUCCUCUCCUUCCUCAUCUCCAUCAGCUUCAUCUACCCCCUCCUCCUCUUCCUCUUCAUCCACCUCCUCCUCCUCCGUGACUCCGGCACCAGUCAUCUCCGAGGAUGGCCCUGUGGUGACUGCCAGUGAGAAGAGUGAGACACCACCCACUCCCACCACCACAUGUGACACCAUUACCACCACCACCACAGCCACUGACGACCAGGUGUGUAUUGGCACCUCCCCCAGCUCACCACCGCCUCCACCGCCACACACCACGGCAGCCUCCACCCCCACUACAACACCCUCCACCACUACCUCCCCUCCUGUGCCCUAAUGUCUCACAAGUAAGUGGUAGUAGAACAAGGUGAGAAUCAUGAAAACCUUUAAUUUAUGUAUUAACUAUUUGAUAAAAUGUUAUUUGGUUGCUGUGACUUCAAAUUGUAUGAAAUGCAAUUUGUUAGUACAAUAUAAUGAUGAUUACAACAACUAGAAACAGGUACUUAAAUCAAAUUUAUUAUUUUAUAAAAGAUCAAGAUUGAAACCUUGAAGUAAUACUGUAACAUAUUGAUGUGUGUGAUGUAAAGUUUUGAUAACGCGAGUUGGAACAAUUUAGAGUCGUUUAGUGUUACUGACAUGAUCAUGGUUAUGGUCCAAAGAACCAGUGUUGAGCAUCAAAAUGCCAGUCAAUAAUGUUUGGGGUAAUGAGUCAUGAUUUACCAUGCUUCAAGAUGUAUGUAUGUCCAUUGAUGGUUAAUGUUGCUAUGUUAAGGAUGAACAAAAGAUUAUUGCUGUUAACUAGUAGCCCAAGAUCUAUAUUUGUAUGACAUAUAUGGAGUAUAUACAGUAUGCAUGGAUAUAUUUGUGUACAAAACACAUGCACAUAAAUAUAUGAAUACAUACAUGGAUACAUAACUUCAUACAUAGAUAUUACUAUUUAAUAUUAUGGAUGGGUAGAAGCACAAUUCAUGGUUAGACUUCCUGUCUUGGAACUAGCUAAUACCCAGCCCAUCAGCUAGCUGUUGGUCAGGUCUCUCACAUGCUACUGCAAUGAAUACUUACUCAAAUUUUUAUACCACACUUCAUGUUAAUGUAAUUUUACCCUAAAUUUCAAGAGUGGGUCAAUAUGCAUGCAUCAAAUUAGGGUUACCUAAAAUUUUUACAUGGGUGCUAAUUUUUUUGGUCAAUUGUGCAUGACUUGAAGCAAAGUGAAAUGAUGGGUGACUUUUGUCCUAGGAGAUAAUUUGUUGCAAGGCUUGAGGGAGACACUGAAGCUUAUGACAAACUCACAAGUGAUUGUGCCAACCAGGGCUCAUUGGCUCUCAGAAGCUUGCUCAUCAGUUCAUAUCUCUUCUCACAGUUCAAGUGGAGAGCAAUAUAGAGUAUGAUUUUUGCAUCUGCUGUAGGAUUUCUAUCACAUUUCAGUUAAUAUAUAUGGAGUAAUUUAUAUUUUUUGCACUUUAUAUAGUGAUGCUAACAAUACAAGGACCCUGUGAAUUCAGAUUGUGUAGUACCUUAGGUUUUCUUCCUUUUUUAUGUUUUAAGAAGGGUUCUCUCAGUGUUUCAUUAUGUUUGUGGAAACGUCUCCAUGAAAGACGACAAAGAUGUACCCCACUGAUUGGCAGACACAUUGAAUCUUCACUUAUCUCGUUUGACUGCUAGUAAGACGACGUGUCUCUCAUAAUGGCCUUUCCGGAUAAUUUAGCUUAGUUCUUGUUGGGCUGGGUAGCUCAUUGUCACCCUUUAGGGCACACUGAAACACAUGUAUUGGGGAACCUCUCCAAGGGUCUGUGGACAGGGAUGCACCCUUUGAAGUAUUAUUAUUACUAUUAUUUAUUUAUUUAUUUAUCAUUAUUUUUUUUCAUUGCAUGUAGGUAGGCUCAGAUGUUAUUGAUGAUCCUUUCAGUUUGUGUCCACAGGCUCAUGUUUUAUGUAUAUUUGUCACUUAUGGUGUAUAUCAUAUUUUUCAAAAGCUUUGCCAGUGUUGCAGCAAUAACUAGGCUCAGAUUAGUCUCAGCAUGGGUUCAGCAUAACUUAUUGGCAGCUGUAUUUCAUGCAUUAUACAUUCAUGCAUUAUGAAUAUUAAGUUUGAUCAAAAAAACUUGAAGUCACCAUUUGGGACUCAACAAGUUUGAAAGGCACUACAUAUGCCAGAAGCAAAAACUAAGGUGCAGAUAAAGCACUUCAUACUUCAUCAAUCUCAUUAACACCAAUCUGACAAAAAAGAUAAAAAAAAAGAUAUAGAGGCUUUCAGAUUAAACUCGGCAUGCAACUACUGACCAGAGGCGAGGCGAUGGCGUGUCCUCACCCCUCCCUCUCUCUCUCUCAGACGCCCAAGCAUGCCGCUGCCCCUUGCUGGUGACGAGCAAAACUAGGCUUCUUCAGAAAGGGUUGUAGCUUAACUCACUGUGAUAACUAUUGCAUGGUAAUGUGAUUCUGUAUUACUUAUUAAUCCUUUGAUAUGGAGGCAAUCUCUGGAAGACUGUUUAGAAGUGGGUACAAGUGUGCUUCUUAGGGGAGGGGGAAGGUGUCUCAUAUUGUCAUGAUGGUUGAACAAGUAUCUAGUUGCCUACUUCCCAGUGCUCUGCCAUAUCAACCAUUUGUACACCAUGGCGGCCUUUACUUGGCCCAUACCCCAUUACUCUUCUUUUUCAUCUGGAACACACUAGGUAAUAUUAAGUAAGGAUGAUAAAUAAUCCCAGUUUUUUAUCAUCUACAUAGAGAUAACUUUUUUUGCUUUUGUGUAGCACUCAGUUGACAGUUGCUAUUGUUGUUCUGCCUGGAGAGGACGUGCCAAUUACUCCCAGACUCUCACAGUGUCAUCGCGUUGUUGAUGGACAUCCGUUGGCCUUUCUGUUUUGCAACGUAGCAUUUAGACGGUUUUGAUUGACCGGUCUGACUUCAGUUACCCGUGUUUUCCUUUUUAAUUCAGCUUUAUUUGUUCAUCAUUUUCUUUCUCUGGAAAUUUUUACUGGGUUCAUAUUUAUACGGCUUGUUGAUGUUCUAGUCUGUCACAAGGUACAUUAUCAUUCUUAUUAUUGUCAAUCAUUAUUAUUAUUAUUAUUGCUCUAUUAUUCUCAUUACUUAUUUUUAUAACUAACAUAUGAUUAUUUAUUCAUAAUUUCUGUGGUGGAUAUUGCUGUGCUUCUCCUAGGAAUUGGUGUAUGGUGUUAGCCUUGCUGUGCUAGGUGAGGCUGUAGGCUGUGGCAGAAGUGAGGUGUGGAUAAACUCCUAACUCAUUGGAGGAGGAGGAAGAGGAGGAGGAGGAGGCGGCAAAGAUGAGGGAGGAGGAGGAGUAGGAGGAGUAGGAGGUGAAGACAAAGGAGCAGGAGGAGAAGGAGGAGGAGUCAUAGGAGGCUAAGAGUAUUGUGCUGUCACAAGGAGGUUCUCAUUGCCCAAGAUUGUGGGCAUCACCUUGAAUGAGCUGGAUUUUGUUUGCUUUGUAUGGAUGUCUUUUUGGGGGUACAGGGAUAUAUCUAUUUUAAGUGGAUGCAUUUACCAACAUGCUUAUUUUUAUUGAAUAUAAUUUUUUUGUUGUGUGUGUGCUUACCUCCAUAGUAUUUGGAAGUGUGUGUCAUCUUUAGUAAUGUAGAUUUUUGUGCCUUUCAUUCCUUGAUUAGUUGACAAAGUUGUGGAAUUUUUGUUGACUACUGCAACUAAAGGGGAACCUAGACUGGGCUUGUGCUGGUUCAUGUGCAGCUCAGUCACUCUUUGCACUGUUGUGUGUUCGUGGCGUUAAGUGUGUGUUUUGGGCAUACUCAGGUUUGUGUUUAGAACUUUCUUGUUAAACUGCAGUGCUUUCUCUCACUCAAGCUCUUUUCCUCCCCCUAUUUUUACUUUCUCUCUUCCUCUCCAUUUUUUUUUUUAUAGCUUCUGGCAAGAUAUUCAGUGUUUGAUGCCUUACAUAUAUUACAAAACCUAUUGUUGGAUAAAGCACACCUUAACCAGAUCCGAGAGAGAGACUUGUGCUCUGUGAUUGCGUUGUUCCCUGUGCCUCACCCCUGAAGGAAGCUGCUGAUCCUGAAACAUUUUGCAAAACUGCAUCAUGUUCAUUCCUCCUCAUGGGCUCAUGUUGUCUUAUCACAAAGGAAAUUUAUUAUUGUUUUUAUUAUGAAGGAAUGAACCUCAGUGCAUUUUUUAAUCAGAUGAGAAUUUUAUGUAUUCUCAGGCUCUGCCUAAGUCUUAUGUUGAUGAGGAUGUUUUCUUAAGUGUUGUUUUAAAAGGCGGUUAUGUUUCUGUGCAACAAACAGCCUGCUGAGGGGUGCGGGGCAGGCUGGUGCUGCCCGCCGGGAGGUGGAAGGGUGCGGGGAAGUUACUGGGCUGUGUUAUGUGUGUAUCGAGAUACGUAACUAUCAUCUGUACAGCAUCAAGAGUUUUCACGUUUUUACUGCCCAUGAAUAAUUAGUGAUGACCAACAAGUGCAUGUUCGUGUUACUGUACAAUAGUAAAAAUUUUGUUCUGUGGAUGGCUAGAUGUUAGGCUCAGGUGAGGCGUAUUGAGGCUGUGUGAUGGAAAUAGAGCUUCGUGAGCUGUUACUUUGAUGGAAAUUUAGAACCUUCUUAACGGCUUCAUAACCAAAGCAGUAACAUUAGUAAUCAUAGUUUUGCAUUGUGUAUGUGAUCAGUAGAAUUUUUUUUUCUUCUUUUUUUCCCCCUCACACAAAGGAAGAUCUUCAUGAUGACUAGCUGAGGCUGAGGAUGUAAAUUAGUCUGUUGAUCUGUUCUGUGUGUGAACUUUCUGUGUUUGGUUCAUAGUUUGCAGAACCAGCAAUCCACAGGGUGGGUGAACCAGCAUAUCUCAGGGUCUUUGUUUGCUCCUAGAAGUCUUAUGCUGAGUGAAUAUAAUAAAAUAAUAAUCCAUAAUAGUGUUAGCAAUUUUUUUUUAUUAUUUUUAUUUAUGCAAGUGUUAACUGCUAUUUACCUCAAGGUUUACAUUUAGCAUUAUAUAAAUAUAUAUACAUCUCAAGUCCACCAGUUCACAGGGCAGUUGGAAGUCUCUCUCACCAGUAUUGGUAUCAGUCGUAACAAGCAGCAAUGAGGCAAUUAGCAACCAUGCGCUUUGGGUAGGCAUUCUGCCCAGGGAGGGAACUUAAUUGCUCUGUGAAGGGACAUUCUUUUGAGCACUGGUUAGUCACUGACGUGUAGAACUUUUUGAAGACAUUUUCUGAGUAAUUUACUGUUGAAAUUGCUCACACUUUCAAAGGAGGGGUGCCAUCCAGGGCUGCUAUUAUCAAGACUUGUCGACUGUCUCACUGUGGAGGUGACUCAGAAUCACGAUACCUUUAUUAUUUGGACUCUUUACACAGACCAUUGCCUAACUACUAAACUCUAAAGGCUACAUUUUAUGGAAGACUUGAAUGACUACCAUAAGGUUGAAAUCCAUAACCUUAAGUGUGUUAAAUAAAGCCUUGUGGGUGGGGGUUGCAUUCUGUUUAAAGAGAGAAUUAGAUGUCAUACAUGUUGGUUGUAAUGAAGUCCUUGCAGUGGGCUGAGGGCAUCAGUGGUGAACACAAGUCAGCAAACACAAAGCAUGAGGUCCUGCCCUGGACAAAACACCCCUCUGUGUAUACUUACUUGGGGAUAGGGAGCACAUGGUAAUUCAUUUGUAUGUAUAUAGGAUUUUUAAAUUAUUGUUAUUUUGCCAUAAGGAAGUAUUACUAUCUAUAUAAAUAUUUAUCAUAUCUUGUAUAAUAUGCUAUUUAGGAUAUGCAAUGCUGAUGUAACACUAAAACAUGACAAUACUUGAAGAUGCCUAUCAUCACUGCAUUCUGGCUGGACCAAACUGUGGGUCUCUCAAGGUCUGCCUGUCACAACUCUAGUAUGUGUCACUUUCAUAAAGCCACCCAGGGUUAGUGUUUUGUUGUCACUAGGAGAGUCUGAUCAUGACAAUCAACCUGGUCCAUAUAGAUACAUGUUUGGAAGGGUGACCUGCUGAGUGUUAGGAGGCCCCGCCAUAGAACACAUUCAAACAUAUGAAGAAAACAGUGAAGAAAUUCUAUGAUUCGCACAGGUGUCCUCUUUCUGAUUGACCUUGUCGCUGGUAGUCUCUGUGAACCCAAAAUUAGGGUGUAUAUGCACGAUUUGCUCAAAUUUAUUAUUGUCGUUAUUGCCUGUUUUACAAGGCUGAAAGGAAUUGAUAUGCAUUAGUGAUCUGUGUAGCUUAGAAGGAAAUUGUCAAAUGGAUAUUUGUUUAUAAUUUGCUAGAGCCACCAUUUUAUUUUUGUUAGGUGAAUAUAUUUAUACCUUGUGGUAAGCACUGUAUGUCUAUUAUUGCUGUACCAGCACUGGAAGCAAUGCACUGAAUGUUUCCAGCCCAGAUACUGAAAUGCCCUUCUCCCUGAGCAUGCUGCACCACCACACACGUCUCAGUGGGUGUGUUGUCAAACAAGUCUCAGUUGGUUUACAUAUAAACAAAAAAAUACAAAAAAUACAAAAAAAAAAAUCAGGAUAAGGGCUAAAUUACAUAAAUAUAAUGUAUUUCAUCUGAGAUAUCUGUAAGCUAUUAGUUAUUUGGUGCUCACCUUUAAUUAUUAAUACACUUAUUAAAUAUUAGAUUAGCCUGGAGCUUGUGCUGCUCACUGUGUCACCAACACUUGGUUUGAAGCAAUCCCAGUGAGGAACACUGAUUGUGAUUUAAUGCUGUGGGUAUUUACCUGUAUUGUGAGAGCAUUUCAAAAUAUUAUGCAUUAUUAUUAGUAAGCACUAGCUAUGUAUGAUUAAGAAUCAUUGAUUCCUACUUUUUCUGUGUUAUGAAAAGAGAAAUACUCUAUUGACCUCUGCUGUAUACCAAACCAGUUGUUCCAGUUGUUGGUCUUGUUCUUUUUGCUGCCCCUGUGAAAGAUUGGGACAAGCAAAUUAUAAAUUUGAGCCACCUAUGGCAGCCCAUUUUGAUGGUUUUAAAAUUAAGCUUCUACAUUCUUUUCUUAGGACAGUUGUGUGGCUCACUAGCUGUGUUUUAUUUGAUGUUUAGCUAAUGCACUAUAUGAUACCUGCCUUACUCUGAAAUAUUUAACCAAACCUGCUGAUGUUCUUACUACAUUUAUUCCACCAAAUAGGAGCUUAGAUUAUGUGUAUUGUGCUAAGCUGAAGGUUUUAUUCAGUUUUUAUUCGUUUACACAGGAUGGCACAAUACAGUUAAAUUUACGGCCUGUCAAAUUUGAAGAUGUGUAGCAAAAUUAAGUUAGCAUUUUGAUUUUUAUAGUUUAGCGUAAUUUUCUGACAACACACAAAAAUAAUUGGCAGGGGAUUGUCAUUGUACAUCAGAAUUGGUUGUGGGUACUUAGGCUCUGUAUGCCAAUAUGCUGGUGAUGCAUUGCCUUAACAUAUGUUGGAUCUGCACUGACCCAUAGGUGAUACACUGCCACGCUUGUGCUAGCUUUGUACCCUGACCAAUGGCAAUUCCUGGCCACAUAUGUUGGCUCUGCAUGGUGACCAGCUGGUGAUACAUUGCUGUAACACACAUGCAGGCUCUGUACAUCAACCCAUUGGUAGUACAUUGCCGUAACACACAUAUACAUACAUGCUUAUACAGUAUAUUUUCUCAUCCACAAAGAUGUAGAGGAACUGCAAGAAACACAGUAUUUUGUCAGGGUCAAUGUUGUAGACAUAAUAGCUGAAUAAUAAUGAUAAUAGGCGAUUACCAAUGCAAGGGAGACAUGUCUUUAUCUGGCUUGGAAUGCUAUGGUUGUGACAAUUUUUCACACUGCUCUACCUGGCAGCACCAUCUCUGAGAAACGUUAGUCUUUGGUUCUCGUUGCCUGAAUGUGGUGGCCAUGGGUGGUAUCUCAGUCAACCGGUUCCUUGUCUUGCCAAACAAGAUAGUACAGGGAGUCCUCAUUACUUGAAUGCCACUAAAUCAGUCUUGUGUUCAUGAAUGGAUUUCCCUCUCUUUUAAAUCUGAUGUUUGGAAGAUGCUAUGCAAUUCUUUGAGCAGAAUCUAUAGCAAGAUAUAAGGAUGACAACGUAAUUUCUCUUUCUGCAAACUCUUAAUGAAUGGUAUUUCUCUCUCUCUCUCUCUCUCUCUCUCUCUCUCUCUCUCUCUCUCUCUCUCUCUCUCUCUCUCUCUCUCUCUCUCUCUCUCUCUCUCUCUCUCUCUCUCUCUCUCUCUCUCUCUCUCUCUCUCUCUCUCUCUCUCUCUCUCUCUCUUAGUGAAAACCAGAUAGUGAUUUGUUUGAUGUUGUCUUUCAUAUGCAUGCAAGAAACUACAUAAAUUUUUUAAUUCUUUGUAUUAUUGUCAGUUUUCAUGUUGUAUCAAUAUGUUACAAGAAAAAUGAGUAUUCCUUGUGCUUAAAUAUGCCAGAAAGUAUUGAAUCUGGCAGCUAAUGCUAUUGAUAUUGGAAGUGCUAAUUACCGUCGUGCAAAAAAAACCUAAACCCGUGUUCCACAUUCCGGUGAUAUUUCUUAGUCAUUGUAACCAUAUCAGGUUUAGAUAGAACUGUAUUCCGUGGCAUUUCAAAUUGUGACUUCUCUUGCAUACAUUAGCGACCAAGAGGCAAAUGAUUUGGCUGUAGCCCCUUGAAGACAUGGCAGUUGGUCUCACAGUAAUGUCAGUUGCCUGCAGCGGUGACACUCGGCUCACGGUCAGGUUCUCUUCUGCUUGUGUCAUUUAGUUUUUGUUCUUUCCCGCGCUGCUCCUUUCACUGACUCGAACUGAGAUGGUGCUACCAAAUUAUUGUUUUUACUACAUGUACUGCUAGUCUGUCUUACAUAUAUCACUGCUCUCUGUCUUUCUCUGUCUCUGCCUAUCUCUUUGUCAAUCUUUUCUCUCUCUUAUGCCAACUUACAUUUACUGCUUUACCGUCCAAUGAAGAAGAAUGCUUCACUUGAUCCACGAUACAUAAUAUGACCCAAAGUUAACUAAAAUAUUCCUUGAGAAAAUAGUAAUAAUGAUGAAGCCAGUAUUAGAGGAAGUGACUCAGUUCUUACGGGGCUUCAGGUAUAUAGCUUACAAAGAUUUCAAGUUGUCACCAUUGCUGUUUUUACUUUGUUGCCAGCAAACACCUAUUAUUCAAUAUUUUUUAUCCAAGUUUAUAACCUCAGCAUACCAAAUAAACUAAACAUAUAUUAGAAUUAGAUGCCAUACUAUGGAGCUUAAUGUUCAAUUCUAUUCUGUAUUGCUGCCAUUUUCUAGCCCAAUAAGAAAGUAUUAAAUACUCUACACUUCUAAGUCCAGUAAGGUUAUAUAUAGGUGAUGGAAGGAAUCCCUUGAAUUUGCUACAUAUUAACAUGUCAGUAAUACAAUAUGUGAUGAACCUAUCCAUAUUAUGAUGCAUGGGACUUGUAGAUUCUGAAUUCAGUAAUAAUGUUAGAGAUCGUGAUUUAUAUUGUUUUACAUAACUAGAAUUUGCCGGUGAUGUCACACUCUGCUUGCUAGUUCCUUAUGGUGGCCGCUUCCCCCCAUUACACUUAACUGUGGCCUUGUGUGUCAAAUGUUGGUAGCUCUCAGAAUCUUGGGAUGUGUUGCCUCCCCUCACUGUGACCCUGGGAGUGCCACACACCCUGGUGAAGGCACUCUGGGCACUGAUGCCUCUAGACCCUGCCACUGUCUGCUGGGGCCCACAUGUUAUAACAAGAGCCUUACUGCAGGUCUGUAAUUGAGUGCAUAUGUUAUGUAUCUUAAAGGAUGCCAAAGAUUUGCUGUUAUUGGUGUCUGUGUCAUAGUGGAUGUCUUCUUGACUGUUCAUGUCAAUGGUUGUUUCAUAUCUCCCAUCGUUUAGAAACUAUGGAACUGUAGGUCUUCCCAAAACGAGAUGAUAGAAGUCACAUAUGAGUUUUGCCUUUGUCCCAGCAAGGUAUUUUUUCAUGAAGUCAAAUUCUGAGGUAUUGUCUUACUCUUCCAGUUACAUACUUAUCAUACUCAUGUUCUGAAUAUACCUUUGGGCCAUUACAAAGGGAUGUGGCAGUGCACAUUUCCUAACCUCUCAAAUGGUAUGCCCAAUAAUAGCAAGUAGCUGUCUUUUCCUGUAUGGUAAGCAGUCACUUUAGAUAAUGGCAUUAGUUGUUAUUCCACAAAGUUGUUAAGGAUAGUUCUUUCUUGUGUGAUCAGGUAUUAUAAUAUAGGACUACUUGAGAGAAACUGUAGAUAUAGUGGAAGCACCAAGCGUUCUCACAACCUUGGUCAUGCAAAUGGGUCAAUACUUCACUCCUGCACCAGCUGCUGUUAAUGAGAGAUAUACAACUUAAAAGUGUAAUCGAGCAGUUCCAAAAUACAUAUCAUUGAUCACUGAGAUCUUGAGCCAGUGAUAGUGAUUGACCAUUAUCAUCAGUUAUUCUCCUCUAUACUCGGUUUUAAGAUUAAGUUAGAGUUACAUGAUUUCUGAGACAGUGUAGUUGUUCUCGAAACAGCUAAGCUUGUAUGAUUACCAAUAGGGAUAUGAGUUGGUUUUCUGUUUUGUGUUUAAACAGUUUUAAGUUUGUUAUUAUUUUGAGAAUAGUUAAUAUGCAUAUUUAGAGUGUGAAUAGAAGGCUGUUCUGUGAAUGCUUACAAGUAGGAGCUGUUGGAUAAAAUGAGACGAGAUUGAACCAUGUGGUUGUUUGGGAGUAUUUCUUGGUCUCUAGAGGGUAGUGAUGGAAAAUCAAAUAGACACAAUUUAUAGUAAUAACCCAAUACUGCUUUGAUCUGUGGCCAUUGGCACUCAUGAUGUCAGGAGCUUUAUUGGGUGGUAGCAUUUUCAUGGUGCACAAACAGGAAGGCAUGCAGGAGAGUAUUUUUAUGAGAUCAGCAUUUAUGUGCCUUAUGCAGGACGUAUGAGACACACCUUUCUUUGUAAGCAGUGAUGCGAGUCGUAUUGCACUCCACUAAGGCACAAAACUGCUGUUCUGGACACAUGCUACCUGUGGCCCAUUCCAUCUCCUCUCAUGAUUGGUGUUUCUUCCAGUUUCCUUCCUUAACAAAAAAAAUAAUUGAGUGAUAUUAUGGUGGAAUUUAAAGUUAUACAUGAAUGUGCUUUUCAUUAUAGCUAUAUUUAGCCAUGUAGACAUUGUAUGAUUAUAAGUUGAUGAGUGCAAUGAAGUGUCAUUCAUGGAACAUCUAAAAAUUUUUUAUAUUGCUCCAAACUGGUAGCAAAUUUCCAUUUAUAUUUACUGUUGAGUUAUUUGAAAAGUAGGCAUUGGAGGGCUUUGAGAGUGCAAAUGGUAGUUUAGGUAUGAUAUUACUUAACAUUAGAGUUAGAUGCCUAAUAAGUAAUCCUAUAUUGCACCAUAUGACUUACAGGUAUUGAGUCUUGCUCGUAUUGAUGAACACGUGUAGUGGACACAUCACAAAGCUGGGGUGGUUCAGUUGUUUUAUUGUUCUUUUCUUUCCUAUAUAUACAUACAUAGUUAUGGGACAGAAUUUGUUGAUAUUCAGAAGUAACUAUUGGUGUGGAGCUCAGACUGUGAAACUUUUGAAAACUGUGAUUGGGGAGAACAAAGUUGCAAUAUGGUUUAAUAGUCUUAAUUCAGUAUGUAAAAGACAGGUUUUCUUUUAUUAUCAUUUUGAGUGUUGUUCAUUCCUUGUCACUCUGAUGAGAUUGAGGUGAAAUGUUGUGAUAACAUGCAAUACAUAAAAGGUAAAGGCUAAUUAUUUUCACUGUUUGUAUGAUCUGUUUUCAGCUUCCUGUGUUUUUGUCUUGAGAGGAAUUUUUAUGGUGAUCUCUUUAUGCAUAUUUUUGUGUUUUGAAACAGUGUUCAGAUCUAAUAACCCACAUGUUUUAGCGGUUUGGCUGAAGUACACGUACCACAAGACUUUUGUGCUUUACGGUUUUUAUUUUUUCUGGAAUAAUGUUGACACUUUCAGAACACAUGGUUUAUACACUAAAUCUGAAAGUUUGCUACAGUGCAAAAACCAGUGGUUGGAAUAUGUUAUUCUGAGUCAGUUUCCUGAAUGGAUUAAGAUGCACCAUAGAGCUUAUCUCGAAUGGCAAGAUAUUCCUGUACAGGCUCCACAAGAAUUACUCUUUGCCUUUUAAAGGAUGCUUGCAAACACUACAAAAGUGCUAUUUUGAUUUCUAUAUAUAGGUAUUAUGUAUUUAUAUAUAUAUAUAUAUAUAUAUAUAUAUAUAUAUAUAUAUAUAUAUAUAUAUAUAUAUAUAUAUAUAUAUAUAUGCAUACAUACAUUGCAUGAAUUGAAGAUAAUUAUAAUUUAUCACUGCGAGAGUAGUUUUGACACAUUAAUUGCUUAAUAUGUUAAAGCACCUCUGAUAUAGCCAACUUUGGUGUUAACUGUAUUUUAGCUGCAUUCUUUCAAAGUAUAACUUCUGUUGACCAUUUAGCCAAUAAUGUGUUCAUGGUAGUAACUAUUGGACAAGUAGUUCUUUAAAAGGCUUUGUUUCAGUGGUGUGGUAAUCCAGUCUGUGAUUUUUCCUGUGCGGUUUGCAGCUACUGAGGUUGUUGGAGCCUAUAUUUGGCGGACUGAGCAGGCGCACUCUUUGACGGGGAUCAGACAAAGGGCAUGAGAUCCAUGACGGCGGGUGCAGGGUGGCCUUAGAGAGCAUAGCCUAGUGCUUGGUUAGGGAGACACCGGCUAGGAUAAUCUCAAGAGUUAGUGCGGACGGCUGGCGUUGGCAGAGGUGUUGCACAUGGUCCUGGGCUCACUUUAAUACACUUAUCGCCAGAUCCUUAAUAACUGUGUCGUGUGCUAUUGUAGAGGAGCUUUCGGUAUAGUCCAAUAUUUAAUCCGAGGAUGGUUGUAUUGUAGUGGCUUUAUUUUGUGUAUUUGUCUCUACUAUAUACUAUGUAGGUAUAAUUCAUUUUUCAUUAGACUGACUUCAUUAUGGGUAUUGACUGAUAAUGGCUCUCCAUAUCAUUUUGUGGCAUUUCAGCCUGUUUUGGCAUCUUACUGUAAGGGUCUAUUGAUUAGCUUUUGGUCCAAUGCAACUUCUAUUGUAUCCAAGGGAGUCAUAAAGCAGCAAGAAUAAUAUUUAAAAAAAUUCAUAUCAGCUAAAUUUAUGCAUUUCUUUUGUUACAGAGUUGGUACAUACAUUUAUUGAACAAAACCUAACCAUAUAAAAAAAAGAUAUCUGAAUAUUCUCCUUAAAUGCAUACAGCAAAGAUUUAAUUAUAUUGUGAUAGCUAUAAAUACUAUAAUGAAAUUUUAAGUAUGUACCUGAUAUGAAUGGUGCAUUCAACGUGUGUAGACUUGUGGGAUACAGUAACUUUUUGACUGGUCAGACUAAACGUGUUCAAGGGCACAAUUAUUUUUAGGGAAUGCCUUUCUUAAUGGUUGUGGGUGUUCCAAGGCUGUUGCUCACCUGGCAGUUAAUUUUAAACCUAGAUGCAAUAGAUUCUAGUAGGUGCAAGGAUUCUGCAGCGUAUAGCAACUACACACUUAGCUUAAGGUUGAUUUGCCGACGGGAUUGGCGAGAGCAGCGGAUUGAAGGAAGGUUUGGUCAGCGUGUCAUGCUGGGGGAGUGUUCUUAUCAGGUCCAUCAGACGUGCACAAAAUCCAUUCACCUUGAAAUGUGUCCCCAUCUGCUGGUUUAUGUUCAUCUCAGGUAGUGCAGUAAUCCUAAGAGUUUAUUUAUUGUUGUAAACAUUUAAUAAAGAGCCGUGCCAAACUGUUACUGAAAGGUUGAAGAGUUUAUUGUAAAUUUCAAGCUGUAGCUUCUCAAUCCUCGCUUCAAGAUGAGGGAAAUUAAUUUUCUCAGGGGGUGAAAGUGAUUCUGUGAUUAUUUCUUGUCUGACUAGAUCUUGUUUCUUGUAUAUUUUUUUGGUUCUUAACACUGCUAGUCACCAAAUUUGAUACGCAUGUUCUCCAGCAGUUGAAAGGUGUAUCUCAAAAAACAAAAAUAUCAGAAUAAAAUGGACGGACAAGUGUUGGUAGACUCACCUGCUGUGCCGUGGUGAGUGUUGCCGUGCCCCCCGGCCCAGUGGCUCAGUAGGGGAGCUUUUAGGCAUGCGGCCAGCGGUGAGGGUGGGGGUUUGGGUGUGUUGCUGACCUAUUGGGUGUUGAUGGUGGGAAAGAAGAAAGCUGGGACGUGAUUUUGCUCAUUAUCUGCUGUUUGCCGGAUUUGAAAUUUGUGUAUCAUCCAGGUGAAAUAUUAUUACUAAGGGUUUGUGUUUCCCUCUGCUCUUUGAGGGAACUCAGUGGUUAUGUACUUGCAAUUCUCACACACUCUUGUAUGGAAAGCUGAAGGGUUUGUCACCAACGAGUUUUAUCUGUGUUGCUAAGAUUAUUAUUGCCCCCAAUUCCUUGGGCUGAGCUGGGAAGGCUGAGUUGCAAGCUUCCCCUUCUUAUGCCAGUCUUACUCACUACAUGUUACACACACACACACGCACACACAUGCACACACACACACACACACACACACACACACACACACACACACACACACACACACACACACACACACACACACACACACACACACACACACACACACACACACACACACACACACACACACACACACACACACACACACACACUUAACCUACACUUACAUACUCCUCCCUGUUCCCGGUAGAAAGUGAUAGUCAUUAAACUUUACUACACUCCCCAUAUUGCAGUUGUGUUUUGAUGUGAGUGUUCUGUUUUGGAGAUGCUAAGAAGUUAUACAAGUGGUGGCUUAGUGUAGAUAACGAAUGGGGUGGGUCUUAUCAUGAGUGACUUUCGUUCGUCCCACGAAGAACAACAUUUCUGACGUUGAUUUACCGUUAUAAGUUUGUAUAUCUUUGGUACCAAGGGUUGUUUGGUUAUGUAAUCUGGUCAUUUUGGGUGUCUUAUGCAUGUAAAAUAAAGGGACAAUAUAAGGUGUAUGUAUGUAGUAAGCAGAGGUCAUUUUAAUUAGUGAAAUUUCAUAUGGAAGAGUCUUUUAAAUGCUUAUAGAAGGUAGUUUUAUUCUAUUAGCGUCAUUUCUGCUCAAGAUGCUUGGGAUGGUCUUUGAGCACUCAGUAUUCUACAGCCAAAAAUUGUUACUCAAACCAAAAGAAAUAAUCUAAAACACAGAGGGAUGUACUUAAGUUUGUACUUAAUGGAUAUCAAAACUUGAAUCAAACACACGUUUCCCAGCAUGGUUGAAUUGUGCUAAGUGCUACAGGGAACAGAACUUUGUUACUAAUACGUUACAGGUGCUGUAACGAAAGCUCACAUUUGAAUCUGUUGUACGUAUUCCUCAACUGUUUAGUACAAGACGGUGUAAAAUUUUAUGGUACGUAUUGUGUGAGGGCAAGUCAGGUGUGCUGUGUGCACCUGCGACUGUAAUGCUUGUCACCUUUGUCCCCAUGUUGACGGAGUGGUAAGUGUUAGUACACCCAGGAAUUAGUUCCUAUGCAAAAAAUUACCAUAGCCGAGAUUGUUACAUACUAGGUACGUAAUACAUGCCCACUGUGUUUGGUAUUUAUUGUUACUGUGAUUCCUGUCCUGACUGUUACCAGCCGUCGUGCACCCCAGGAGGAGCGCCGUGGAGCUCUCUGGCAGCGUCCGCUGUUGUGUGUCGUUCAAUAGUCAAUUCUGUACACAGUUAUGUGAUCCAUCUUGUGUAGGUAAUCACUGUAAUUGAUCAUGUACAAAUAAGUUUAAUUGUAGUAUUUCUGCCAUCUUGGAAGGUUUGCGGUGUAGUCUGGUUGACGAGAACAACACUCCAGAUUGAUUUGUUCAUUUUUAACCUUUUUAAUUUGCAGACACUGGAUACAGUCAGUGUAUAAUUAGGUAUUAAGUACCAAAUUGCUAUUUUUUCAAAAACUUAUCAACUUUCCUAAAAGAUUACAUACUUACAUACUGCUGCACGGUGUGUGUGUGCGGGUCUGGAGUUGUGUUCUUUAUCAAGGGGCAAGAAUAUGCCUUUAUCCUAUCUGGUAUCCCAGUAAAAUUAUUUAUAAUGAACUCAAGAGCGUGUGAAGGACAGUGUGAGUCUGGCGUGAAGACUUUAUGCCCUUUGGGUCCCCUGGAGGAGUGGCCUUUGCUGAGCUGAGCGAAAUAAAACCAGUGUAGCAAUCAA